Scedosporium apiospermum is the source of this 1101-nucleotide messenger RNA. Its product is annotated as Uracil-DNA glycosylase. Lineage: Eukaryota; Fungi; Ascomycota; Sordariomycetes; Microascales; Microascaceae. The transcript is spliced from 2 exons. Gene Ontology annotation, cellular component: nucleus; mitochondrion. Gene Ontology annotation, molecular function: uracil DNA N-glycosylase activity. The record is from RefSeq and is a predicted model, not a curated record. Gene Ontology annotation, biological process: base-excision repair, AP site formation via deaminated base removal; base-excision repair. The coding region runs from base 1 to 1101 and encodes 366 amino acids.
AUGUCCACCCUCAAACGCAAAGCCGGCACCACAAACGGCUCUUCCUCCGGCCCCGACGCAAAGAAACCCAAGUCAGACGGAAGCAUCAUGUCCUUCUUCGGCGGAGGAUCGAGCGGGUCCAGCAGCACCUUUGACAAGAAGAAGUGGGCCGCGAAGCUGACGGCCGAGCAGAAGGAGCUGCUCAAGCUCGAGAUUGACACGCUUCAUGAGAGCUGGUUUGCCGUUCUCAAGGAUGAGAUCCUGAGCAAGGAGUUCUUGGAGCUCAAGAGGUUCUUGGCGAGGGAGGAGAAGGCUGGGAAGAAGAUCUUUCCGCCUCCUGAGGAUGUCUACUCUUGGUCUCGGUACACCCCCUUCAACUCCGUCAAGGUAGUCAUCCUCGGCCAAGACCCCUACCACAACCACAACCAAGCCCAUGGCCUCGCCUUCUCCGUGCGACCUCCCAUGCCCGCACCCCCAUCCCUCAAGAACAUGUACAUAGCCCUCAAGAACGACUACCCCAACUUCAAGGAACCCCCUCGCAAGGGCGGCCUCCUAAAGCCAUGGGCAGACCGCGGCGUGCUCCUCCUCAACACGUGCCUGACGGUGCGUGCCCAUGAGGCCAACAGUCACUCGAACCGCGGCUGGGAGCGGUUCACGCAGCGCGUCAUCGACGUCGUGGCCCAGAAGAAGACGCGCGGCGUCGUCUUCAUGGCGUGGGGCACGCCCGCGGGCAAGAGGGUCAUGAAGGUGGACGGAUCGAGGCAUCUCGUGCUCAAGGCGGUGCAUCCGAGUCCGUUGAGCGCGGCUAGGGGGUUUUUCACGUGCGGGCAUUUCAAGAGGGCGAAUGAGUGGUUGAAGACGAAGCAUGGAGCUGGGAGUGAGAUUGAUUGGAGCUUGGGGCCGAGGGAGGAGAAGGUUAUUGUGGAGGUUGAGGUGAAGAAGGUGGAGAAUAAGGAGGGGGAUAUUGUUGCUGCCGAGACGGCGGUGACCGUUACGAAGGUGGAUGGGGAGAAGACGGAGAAGAGCAAGGAAGAUGAGGAAGAAGAAAAGGAGGAGGAAGAAAAUGAGCAAAAGACAGACGAAGAAGAGGAAGAGAAGAAGGAUGACGGCAAAGAUGAGUAA